AUUGAUUUUCAAAUUAUUAAUCGUCCUGGCAUUUUUUUAGUUUGUAUAAAUAUCGAAUUCUAGCAUCGAAAAUAUCCAUAUGUAUUUUUCGUUGUAUCAUUAUAUUAAUAUUAAAACAAGUCUCUCGUUGUAAUUUUCAACUCCCUUAUGAUUAUUGAUAAUGCUUUUCUUCUGCUUAAUCGUUAUUUGCCUGUAUCUCAAUGAGUCCACUUUGGCUUUCACGCCUAACAACACAGUUUGGGGCCACAGCGCCGUAUUUGCAUAUUCUAGAAUAUAUUUUACAGGUGGUCUCUUUCCCAAAUACAAGGAUGAUUUUAAAGAAUCAACACUUUCCAAAGAAUUUUAUUAUUUAGACGUCGAGAAACCCUUUAAAGUCGGAGCAGGAGAUAAAUUACCUUGGGUGGAUCUUAGUUCCGUAUCGCAAAAUAUUCCAGCACAUACAUGGAGCGCCUUUUCAAACUGUGGACUUGAUAAUUCUCUAUUUUUGUAUAAUGGAGAACAAGGAACAGAUACUGCUACAGUCUACACUUACACAAGUUUACAACAAUGGAAUAUCUCUACGACCAUCAAUCCACCUCAAUAUAAUUUUCACAGCCAGAGCCAGACCGUUUGUGAUGUUAGAACUGGAAAAAUGUAUAGAUUUAGUGGACUCAAUCCGGGACUUCAAAUUAACCAAAUUAAUAAUUAUAUGGAUAUUUUGAAUACAUCGACGCUGGUGUGGGAACAUGUUAACAUUAAUGCUCAAGAAGGAAGGUACGAUCAUACGGGUACUUUAUUGCCAAACGGUUAUAUUGUUUAUAUAGGUGGUAAAUUACCUAACGGAGGAUUUGUGAAAAUGUCAGAGCUACUUUUGUAUAAUACAAAUAAUGAUACAUGGAUAUCUCAGAAAGCCACUGGUUAUUCGCCAACACCUCGUGCAUACCAUUCUGCCGUUCUGACUCAAGAUGGUCGUAUUAUCGUGUAUGGAGGUUAUACUGGUAGUGGUAGUAUUGUAAGCGAUGAUCUUGUGAUAUUAGAUACAUAUGAUUAUACAUGGUCAAAUGUGAAUGCUAUAGAUCCACCACCUUCACGUUUUUACCAUACGGCUACUUUGGUCGGUUAUUAUAUGUUCGUGGCUUUCGGAAAAACUAAUAAUGAAUUACCACUACCCACAUCAAAUGAAGUAUUUAUUUUAGACACGUACGAUAAAUCUAAUUACAAAUGGGUUAAUGAGUUUAAUCCAGAUCUUUCAGAUCGUCCGAAUCUUCCAGAUCAAAAUUUAUACAAAAAUCUAAGUACUCAAAACAGAUAUCUUGUCAUAGGAAUUAUAAUUUUAUCAAUCGUGCUUGCCUUGAUAGGGGCUUCAUUUCUUAUAUACUUUUAUUGGAAAAGAAGACAAUCAAGACCAGAUAUACGUGUAGCCUCAUCACAGGAAAGGAAAUAUAAUAAUCAGUGAUAACUUAAAAAUAUCAGUUAAAAUUAUUUAUCUCAUGUUUACUAAUUGGUCGCCAGUGAUUUUUUUGAUGAUAUAUUCAUGCCUGUAAUUUUUCUGAUAAUAUUUUUCAUGUUCACGUGUUUUUAUAAUUUAUUUAUACCUUUCCCACUCUUUCCCUCUUUCCCAUCACUGGACGUUAGUCUCCAUGAGAUAAAAGAGUUAUUUCAUGUGUCGAAUAAAUAUCAUGAUUUUCACGGCUGCGCCGUGA
Messenger RNA from Rhizophagus irregularis DAOM 181602=DAOM 197198, 1682 nucleotides. RefSeq lists its product as uncharacterized. NCBI's taxonomy places the organism in Eukaryota, Fungi, Glomeromycota, Glomeromycetes, Glomerales, Glomeraceae. Gene Ontology annotation, molecular function: protein binding. The record is from RefSeq and is a predicted model, not a curated record.